Messenger RNA from Ilex paraguariensis (yerba mate), 1032 nucleotides. Lineage: Eukaryota; Viridiplantae; Streptophyta; Magnoliopsida; Aquifoliales; Aquifoliaceae. The record is from the annotation of a GenBank genome assembly.
GUUUAGUACGAGAAGUCCAGUGGCCGAUCCUUCUUAUCUUUCUUCAUCUCUCUAUUCCAUAUAUGUUUUAGUUGCAGAAGUCCCGAACACACGCCUCAGGAAAUCCGAAGCUUAAGUUUGUUUCUUCAGUGCCUCGUCGACUUCAAUAUUUUGUGGGUUUUGUGAGGAAUUAAGCAAUGCCUUAGAGUAUUUUUCUUAAUCUUUCAGUCUUUCUUCAUUUGCAUCAUCACAAUGUUGGAUUCAAUGGCUUCUUGUUACAGUCCUAAGGGGUGUGGCAUUAUUACACAUACAAGCACUAUUAGGGCUGAUUCUCAUGCUCCACAUCCGUAUCGACAUUCUUUCAAUUUGUCAUGUGCUUGUAACCAGCAAUUACAUUUGUCAUCAUUUUCCAUAUAUCACAGGAUCAAAGAGCGCCCUUAUAUUACAUCAAAAAUCUUCAAGGUCACAACUUUGCUAAGUGUCUCAAUUUCGGGUGGGGGAGUAUUCUUUGUCUCUGACCAUAGACAGGCUCAAAGGGAAAGAUUUCGUGUAUAUGGUGCACUUGAUGUCGCCAGUGCUGUUGAUGUGAUCAAUGAUUUAGGAAUGGAUACUUUAACAUUCUUAGCUGUAACAGUUUUGAUUGUUCCAGCAUUCAAGAUCCUCAAAGCUAGCCCUAUACUUGGUUUCUUCUUUGCGGGAGUCGUGCUCAAUCAAUUUGGCUUGAUUAGGAACAUUACCGAUGUUAAAGUUCUCUCUGAAUGGGGGAUCCUUUUCUUGCUGUUUGAAAUGGGUUUAGAGCUUUCACUUGCACGUUUAAGAGCUCUUGCAAAAUUUGCCUUUGGCAUGGGAUUGACUCAGGUUGUAUUGUCUACUCUUGCUUUCACCGCAUUUGAGCUUCCUCCUAAUGGUGCUAUUGGAACAAGAAUUCUGGAGUUUCUUUUUCACUCCAGACCUGAUUUGAAAACUUGGCAAAGUGAAACGGCUGAGCAGCUUGAAGGAAGGAAAUCAACGAAACGCUUUAGUAGCAGCGAGGGAGAGCAGUUUGGGGGUUGA